Molecule: messenger RNA, 1432 nt
Organism: Cladocopium goreaui
Lineage: Eukaryota; Dinophyceae; Suessiales; Symbiodiniaceae
Source: the annotation of a GenBank genome assembly
GCAUUUUCCAAUGGUUUCGUGGCAUCGUUGCUGGGCCCUGUUGGCCCUGUUGGCCUUCAACCCCUUGGGCCGCGCCAUGGGGGAGUCUCCCUGGCGAGAAUGGGCACGAGAGGUCUUCGUGGAUUUCAUUGAGGGCAUAGGAUGCCAAGACUGCUCUCAGCUGCUGGAUCAAGAAACUGAGAUGCAAUUCACCCUGUCCAGCAACAUCUUCGGCUGUGCUGACAUCGACGUGCUGUUGCCCUCGCUGCACUGGCUCUACGAGUCCCGACGUUUCCACGACGAAGCGCCGUCAUCGUCGCUGCCAGGGCUGCUGGUGGAUGGUGGCGCAAAUGUGGGCCGCGCUACAGCGCGGUGGAUCUCCAGCUUCGGGGACAGUUUCAGUCGUCAGAUCUCCUCGAAUCCCUCCGUGGCGCCCUGCGUGGUCUGCAACGGCCAAAGUGCCUCCCAGAAGCAGAUCCCAGGCCUUGCCCCCACGCCCAACGUGGCGGUGGUGGCAGUGGAGCCAAGUGACAGCAACUUCCAAUUGCUGCUGCGGCAUAGCAAGGAACAUGGAUGGGAACAUGAAGCCUUCCUGCCACUGAAGGCAGCGUUGGGUGGUGCCCGUGGUUUGGGGCACCUGGCGGUGAGCGACUUUGCCAUCGACGAAGUCGCCACCUUGCUGUGGGAGGAGAACGAUCCAAGGAGGAAACAGGAGGUGGAGGUGAUCACCCUGGCGGAAGUGGUCCAGGCGGCCCAAAAGGCCUUCCCGGACCUUGCUGGGAACGACAAGAUCUUCCUCUUGAAGCUGGACAUUGAAGGCCUCGAGCCUGCGGUCCUGCGGUCUUUAGGGCAAGGUCCACCCGUGAAGUUUGUGAGCUUUGAGUAUGCUGGAAACGUUUGGAAGGAUCGACUGUCUCCUGUACUGCAGGACCUCUACGCUGCAGGAUAUUUCUGCUUCCUGAUCACCUCGGAACAGCUCUUCCCGGUCUCGGGGCCCUUUUGGAGCAACAUCUACGAGCUGCCCAUGUGGAGCAACUUCUUCUGUGGCCAGGAAGGUGACUCCGACUUGGAAUCCCUGGUCCAGCUGCAUGUGGGCGCCAUCGGUCUGUGGCCGCGCAUGGCCCACAGCUAUCUGCCGGAGCUGGCAGAGGAUGAUACGCAGAGGAGUUUCUUGGAGGCCCAGCACCGCUGCACCGACCUCGGCGCCGCCUGCGCCGGCAUCACCUGCGAGGCGAGCGCGGCCUCGUCGAAGGUGGCGCCGACGAAGUGCACGGCGCGGCGUGGGGCGCGGGGCGGGGUGAGGAGAUCGCCCAGGGAAGAGGUGAGUUACGUGAAGGAGGUGUCCUAUAGCAACCUUUAUCUCAGAUAUAUGCGUGAAAAGGAUCACCAAAGGACGUGAUCACGUCAUGGCGCUACGCGAAAACUGGGGUGAAGCAAUGGCUGUGGGCUAUGG